CCCUCCUCAGGUGGCGGCCGGUGGUGUCACAGCAGGUGUGCUCCAGGUACCGCUAAUGAACUUCUUCCACAGAAACACUAAUCAUGAUUAACGAGCCCCGCCAGGAGGCGCCUGAAGACGGAGCCGAGGCGGCCGGGCGAGCGCCGCGGCCCAGGAGCGUCGAACGAUCACAGCGCGGAGGCUCAACGGAGCGGAAAUGUGUCAGCGUCGAUGUGGCCGAUGUCCUCCUGCCUCCCUGGGCAAAACGAGGACGUACGACCGAGGCGCCGCCGUAAAGACUGAAGACGGCGCCGUGGGUCAGCUGGCUGAAAACCGCCGAAACAUGCUCGUUAGUUUAAGGUCCCACGUUGAUGACAUCACUUUCCAAUUCAACAAAGAUGGCGGCGUGGCGAAGCGUGUAAGUCGGCCCCUCCCUUAACGACGUCUUUAUUCGCCUGGAAUUGCUCUCAUUUUUCCGGCGCGGCCAUUCCAUUACAGUCUGUCCCAUUACACUAAUCGGAGCCUCAUUGGCCUCAAACGAACCGCUGCCACCAACACAAAACUCAAAACAUUUCAACCUGCUUUUUGGGGACCAUGAACGCCCCCUACUGGCGACACAUCCCCCCCCCCCCCCGUCCGCACAACCCUCUUUGCAUUCCACUGUUUGUGCCUUUUCUUCUUUGAUGUUUUCAGGAGUGACUUCCAAGUGGUUCUGCAUAAUCCCAUACUGCAGUUAAAAAUGAAAGCCACCUUAGCGCAACGCCUGUCAGACCCCAAGACGGGACAAGCCGAAAGAAGAAGAAGAACGUGUCGCCAAUACCUGACCGGCCGACUUUUGGAUCUUUCUGUUGACGUCAGGAGGAGGACGCGGCACGCGGGACGGCGCCUCUUGGAGGCUGGAGAACCAACCGCGGGAUAAAGACCAACUCCAUGAUGAUGAUGAUGAUGAUGAUGAUGAAGACGAAGAAUAAGAUAGAGAUUCCAAAUGUAAGUCUGCAUUAGAUGUCUUCAUUUUAGCCAGCACUGCAAAGGCUUGAGCGGUCAAAGGAGGCAAGGAGGCAGGAAAGGAUGCAGGCAGGAUGGCAUGUUGGCAUUCAACAUGUGUAUGUUUUCAAGCAAGGGUUAAGGUUUCAAAGUUGGGGUUUUGAGGCCUCCUGGUUAAGGGUUUCAAACAAGGGAUAUGGUUUCACAUUUCGGGUAAGGGUUUCAUGUCAAGGUUUCAAGGCAGGGUUAAGGGGUCAAAGUGUGUACUGGAAUUCUUCGCUGUUGCCAGCUCCUGCGUGGGCCGCCAAGCGUCAGGAGCGGAGCGAAGGAGCCGAGGAGGCAGGAAAGGAAGGACGCGGUGGCGGCGACUUCGUUUGCAUUCAACACGUGUAGCGAGCCAGGCGGGUAGGGGAGGGGCCGAGGCGAGAGAGAGGGCGGUGGAGAGAGGUUGCUAGGCAACGGGGGUACAUACUGAAUGUUAAGCCAAGAAGUGUCGAGGCGGGCGGGCGGGCGAGAAACAGACGCUGAGGCGGCAGCAGCAACAUGUAGCCACGCCGCCGCAGCCGAGUCGAGUCGAGCCGAGCCGAGCAGACCUCAUCUUUGGCUUCUCGGGGUGUGCGGAAAUACGUGUGCGACAUGACGCGUCCGGAUGCCGAGGACGCCGUCCCGCCACGGGGGUGACGAGGAAAAGGAUGUCCGGCGGAGGGAUGACGGAUGGAUGGAGUGAGAGAGCAGCGCCAGGAGGAGGAGAAGAAGAAGAGCCUCACGCACACGACAGCAGCAUCCGACAAGUUCUUGUCCUGAAAUCAUGGCAGGCAAAUCUUCAUUCCGUCUGCUGCUCGGUCUUGCUCGUCUGAUUUCACUGGAGGCGCGUCAUCGACUUUCUGGCUCUGUAUUUACUACCUCAGGGUGUCCUCGCCUCAUCAGGUGAAAGUCGGUGAGCGCCACCCACCCCGAGAACCGGCGCCAGGCCUCACCCGCCAAAGCUGAGCGGCCAGCGCCCACUGGCCCCGCCCGUACCCCAUGGUGGCGCCGAGGCCGGCCUCUCGCCUCUCGCUGCUCUUGGCUGUCCUGGCCUGCACGGGGCCCGCGCAGCCCUCGCCACCCCUGCUGCUGCGGCCCCGGGAGAGAGAGAGGGACUCGGGUGGCGUCAACAUCGCUGUGGUCCACUCUGGAUCCUCCCUGCUCCCGGAGACGGUGGCGGCGGCAGCGGCGGGGGGUGCGGGGGCCGGAGAGUCGGGGCCGGGGCCGCGCCCCGGUCUCGGAAGCGGCCCGGGCAGCGGCGAAAGGGGUGUGAUGGAUACGGCCUCCUUGGCGGGGGUGGCGGGGGCGGCGGCCGCGGCGGCAUUCUCGUCGUCGUUGUCGCCGUCGUCGUCCCUGGCGGCGCUGGUCGGGGAGACGGUGAUGACGCCGUCGGGGCAGGCCAACGUCAUCUACCUGGCGGUGAACGAGAGCAGCCCGGGGAGCCUCCUGCUGCAGCUGUGCGAGCUGCUCGCCACCACGCCGUUGCAGGGUUUGGUGUUUGAGGAGGAGAGGCCGCCGCCCCCCAACCGCGCCCCCCUGGCCCCCAUGCUGGAGUUCAUCUCGGCGCAAACCGGCGUUCCCGUGGUGGCGGUGGGCGGAGGUGCCAGCCUGGGACGAGAGCCGCAGGAGAGCGGCUCCAUCUACCUGCAGUUCACCUGCUCGACGGCGCUGCAGCUGGAGGUGAUCUUCGAGGUCCUAGAGGAGUACGACUGGACGUCCUUCUCGGUGGUCACCACGCGCCACCACGGCUACGAGGACUUCCUGGACAUGGUGGAGGGCAUGACGGACGGCUCCUUCAUCGGCUGGGAGAGGAAAAGCGUGGUCGUCCUCAACAUCACCGACGACCCCGGGGGCACCCGCACCAAACGCGUGCUCAAGGACAACGAGGCGCAGGUGCGUCUGCUGUACUGCUCCCUGGAGGAGGCCGAGCUUGUGUUCCUCGCGGCCUGGGCGUCGGGCCAGGCGGGCCCCAGCCACAUGUGGUUCGUCGUGGGCCCGGCGCUGUCUGGCUUGGGUUUAGAGGGGCUGCCCAAGGCCUUGUUCGCCAUCCGGCCUCAGGGAUGGAGGGACGAGCCACGCAGACGCAUCGCCAAGGGCGUGUCUGUGCUGACCCACGGCGCCAUGGCCCUCCGGCGGGACCAGGGGGCCGGCGGCCGGGCUCAGUACGCCGGAAACUGCCACAGCGACGGCAACCACACGCAGCGAGUGGCCGACAGAAUCCGGUACUUCACCAACAUUUCCAUCGGGGGGCGGGACUACUCGUUUAACAACGACGGCUACCUGUCCAAUCCGCUGCUGGACGUCAUCUCCUACAAUAAUGGGCGGGGCUGGGAGGAGGUGGGCUGGUGGGAGAACGGCCACCUGCGCUUGCGCUACCACCCGUGGUCUCGCUACGGCUCCUUCCUCAAGCCGCUGGACGACGCGCAGCACCUGCGAGUGGUCACGCUGGAGGAGCGCCCGUUCGUCAUCGUGGAGCCCGCCGACCCGGGGACCAGUUCCUGCAUUCGGGACUCGGUGCCCUGCCGCAUGCCCCUCAACUCCAGCUUGGUGGUGGAGGGUGCGUCUCCCAUGAAGCAUUGCUGCAAAGGCUUCUGCAUCGACGUUCUCAAGAGGCUCGCCAAGAUCGUGGGCUUCACCUACGACCUCUACCUGGUCACCAACGGACGCCAUGGGAAGAACAUCAACGGAGAGUGGAACGGCAUGGUGGGCGAGGUGGUAUCCAACAGGGCCGACAUGGCCAUCGGCUCGCUCACCAUCAACGAGGAGCGGUCGGAGGUUGUGGAGUUUUCCGUGCCCUUCGUGGAGACGGGCAUCAGCGUCAUGGUUUCCCGUAGCAACGGCACCGUGUCGCCUUCCGCCUUUCUCGAGCCGUACAGCCCCGCCGUGUGGGUGAUGAUGUUCGUGAUGUGUCUGUCGGUGGUGGCCGUCACCGUCUUCAUCUUCGAGUUCUUCAGUCCGGUCGGUUACAACCGCAGCCUGCAGAGCGCCAAAAAGUCGGGCGGCUCCAAGUUCACGAUCGGCAAGUCGGUUUGGCUUCUGUGGGCGCUGGUCUUCAACAACUCUGUGCCUGUGGAGAACCCCCGAGGAACCACCAGCAAGAUCAUGGUUCUGGUGUGGGCCUUCUUCGCCGUAAUCUUCUUGGCGUCGUACACCGCCAACCUGGCCGCCUUCAUGAUCCAGGAGGAGUACAUCGACACCGUGUCGGGACUCUCCGACAAGAAGUUCCAGCAGCCCACCGAGCAGUACCCACCCCUGCGCUUUGGUACGGUGCCCAACGGCAGCACGGAGGAGAACAUCCGCUCCAACUAUCCCAACAUGCACCAGUACAUGAUCCGCAACAACCAGAAGGGCGUGGAGGAGGCCAUCGACAACCUGAAGACGGGUAAAUUGGACGCGUUCAUCUACGACGCCGCCGUGCUCAACUACAUGGCCAGGAAGGAUGAAGGCUGCAAGGUGAUGACCAUCGGCUCCGGCAAAGUGUUUGCCACCACCGGCUACGGCAUCGCUCUGCACAAGAACUCCCGGUGGAAGCGACCGCUUGACCUGGCGCUUCUGCAGCUGGUGGGAGACGAUGAGAUUGACAUGUUGGAGCGUCUUUGGCUGUCGGGAAUCUGCCACAACGACAAGAUUGAGGUGAUGAGCAGCAAGCUGGACAUCGACAACAUGGCGGGCGUCUUCUACAUGCUGCUGGUGGCCAUGGGCCUCAGCCUGCUGGUGUUCGCCUGGGAGCAUUUGGUCUACUGGAAGCUCCGACACUGCGUCAAGCGCUCCGGCGGCAUGGACUUCCUCUUGGCUCUCAGCAGGGGCAUGUACAGCUGCUGUCAGUUUGAGGAUGAGACGGCGCCAGGAAGCGGUAAGAGUUCUCUGCCGCAGUACCAUACGGUGCCCACCAUGCCCACCGUGGCCCAGCAGCACCUGGUGACCGCCACGGUCAACAACACCACCGCCAUCGCCAUGGUGCAGCAGCAGCUGCCACCCAAGCACGUCCCAAAGCAGCCGCAAGGGCAGACGUACACCACCAUGCUGCCGGGCUCGCCGCCGCCCACGGGGCAUUCGGCCAUGGCGCUGGGACCCUCAAACAGCCCCCUCUUUGAAGGCCCCAUGCCCUGCUCCAGCUUCCUGCCUCGCCAUGACCGCAGACUGGCUGUGGUGGAUCGCUGGAACAGGCCCAAGCCGGAGAAGGUCCUGAGUGGCGGCAGCGGUGCGAGUCUGGGAAUCGGGGGUAUCGCGGGAGGCAUCACUGAACUCCAGGCCCAGCAGCAGUACCAGCAGAACCUGGGACAACACUGGAAACUGCAAGGAGCAGGUGACCAAGGGCUGGAUGAGUACAAGCGGUACUAUGGUCCUAUAGAUCCGGAGGGGCUCGGAGCUAACUCAGACCAACACGUUGGAGGCAGCCAACAGACACCCAAAGCUAAUCCCAGAGGUCCCAAAGCUACUGGAAUGUUGAGGCCCCCUCCCAAAGGCCCCGGACCCUUAAUCAGUAAGCCACCGCCUCCCAUGCUGUCCUCGCCCCGAAGGCCUCCCUUCUGGCGGCGUGGAAGUCUUGCCCAGGCGAGGAGGAAGAGUUCAGGGGGUCCUCUGUACGAGAACAUCCUCCCUCUGGGGAGAAGAGGAGGCGGCAGGUACGGAGGAAGUGAUCUCAUGGGAAGGAGGGGGCGGCGUCCUCCCCCACCUCCUCCUCUGCCAGUCCCCCUUUCUUCCCCAACGCAUACUCCGACCACUCCCUCAUCUCCAUGCCGCUUCUACUCCACCUGCUCCAGCGCCUCAUCAUCGUCCUCUUCGUCCACGUCUUCCUCCUCCUCCUCCUCCUCAUCGUCCGUCUCUGUCUCCCGCUCCAAUUCUCCUUCUUCCUGCUCCAGUGACAGCUCCUACAACUCCUCCUUAAGCUUCCGCUAUCGUGCGGGUGACCGGGAAUUUACAGUGGAGGAUGACUACGACUCAGAUCUGCUUACGGAAGAGUCCAGUCUUCUCCUGGGCUCCCGCCGGAAGGUUCGCUCGCGUCGCAUGUCGUCGCGCUCGCUGCCAUGUAGCCCGCCGCCACCGCCUAUCCCGCCGCGCAAGCCACGUCCACAGAGAGACUACGGGCGAGAGCGGAGAAGCAGUCAGCUGGCACAGUUGCAAGAGUGGUGGGCAUCGUGGGGCGACAGGGAAAGGGGAAGGUCAGGGACAACCAACCCAGGAGAUGUGGGUGGACUGAGAGAAGACAAAAGGCAGCGCAAAGAGAGGGAACGCGAGAACAAGAGGAGGAAGAAGGGGAGAAAGAAGAAGAAGAGGGAGGAAAGGGAGAGAGAAAGGGAGCGAAAACGGCGUAAAGCAAAGAAGAAGAAAAAGAAAGACGAAAAGGUGAGGAAGAAGGAGAGAAAGAAGUCGGAGCAGGAGGGAAGAGACCCUGAGAAGCGAGAGGAGGCCAAACCAGGAACGCCGGACUACCCGUCGUACCUUCACCUGAGGAGGGAAUCCUUCCGCAAAAAGAAUGAGAGCUCCAUUAGGAGCUACGGAUGGAACAUCCCAGCUGAGGACGACAGGAAGAAUAGAGAAGAAAAAGAGCGAGAGGAUGGCGAUGACGGCCGAGGGAAAGAAAGGCAGCACAGACGCAGGAACAGCAAACACUAUCAGUCCGCCAGCAAUAAGCCGUCCACAUCUGUCAAGUUCUGGGCAGGGAACCUCUCGUCUGACACCAUCCCAUCGGCCUUCCUACCACUGUUGCCCGUCGCUUCUAAGAGGAGGAAGAGCAAAAGCUCAGACAGGGAUGUUGUCGGAAUAGAAGGAGAGAGGAAACCACUGCUGGGCCGGAACGGGAGAGGUGAGAUGCCCUCCAAGGAAGGUUUACCUUUCCACGAGUGGGAAUCAGACUUGGAGGAAGAUGAAGAGUCUGAGCAAGAGCAAAGGAAAGGCGAGCAUGCGAAGAGGCAAGGCAGGACAUUUUCUGAUGAGGACGGAGACCGGGACAAGGUCGUCGGGAUAUAUUCGGAUGAUGAAGGCUCUUCGGGGGAGUUUGGCAAGUUCGAGAGGUACUGGGACGAUCGUGACGGCAGAGCGGUGGGUGGGAUUGGAGGAGGGGGCUGGUUUUUUAGUACGUACCCCUCCAGGGACAAAGCAGGUAGCAUCAACAGCAGAGAUGACUUGUUCCUGGAACGAGGGGAGCGGUGGGGGACCGGAGAAAGUGGUUGGGGUUGGGGGUCGGGGUCGCACUGGCCACCGUCUCCACUCACACCACCCCCGCCGCGACGUUACUGGUCAGUGGACAAACUUCACAUGCAGGAUGAGAAGAAGACAAAGCAGAGGUCCAAGGACAAAGUGAGAGGACACACGGCUUGUUCAUCCUGCCACUCCCCUCGACACCAUCCACAUUCCCAUUCCUCCAAGUGGGCUCCCAUCACCUCACGCAGCCAAGAAGAGCUUUACCGCCAUUGCCAGAGUUUCGGCAGCACCCCGAAGCCCAAACACGACUCCUCCUCGUCCUCCAAGCCGGAUCGCUCGCAGAACCCCUCCAAAUCCGGAAGCCAGUCAAACCUGAGCAUCCAGCAACGAACACAGAGAGCAGACAGAGGGAGACUUCCUUCCCCGCCUUCCACCCUCAUUCCCAACUUGCCAGCCCCCCUUCCCGCCCUUCCAGCUCCACCCUCCUCGGCUCACCCCAUCCACGCUCCUCCGCUGACAUCCUCCUCCUCGCUGUCCUCCCCCUCCGUGGUGUCGUCCACCCCGGGCGCCCUCCAGCCUUCCUCCGUGGCUUCGGCAAGUGCCAAACUGCAGUACCAGAGGCUGCGCUCGGUUCCUCCACCCCAGAGGUUUCCUCAGUCUCCUCAUGUGCCCCUCAAAGCCAAGGCCCUCUGCUCUCGGAGGGGCUCGACCCAUUUCUCUAGCGUGGAGAGUGAGGUCUGAUGCUUGAG
This is a messenger RNA of Phyllopteryx taeniolatus (common seadragon), 7880 nucleotides long. RefSeq names its product glutamate receptor, ionotropic, N-methyl D-aspartate 2D, a (gene grin2da). Gene Ontology annotation, molecular function: transmitter-gated monoatomic ion channel activity involved in regulation of postsynaptic membrane potential; NMDA glutamate receptor activity. Bases 1987 to 7872 code for a protein of 1961 amino acids. The record is from RefSeq and is a predicted model, not a curated record. Gene Ontology annotation, biological process: synaptic transmission, glutamatergic; excitatory postsynaptic potential; monoatomic ion transport. Lineage: Eukaryota; Metazoa; Chordata; Actinopteri; Syngnathiformes; Syngnathidae. Gene Ontology annotation, cellular component: plasma membrane; postsynaptic density membrane; postsynaptic membrane. The transcript is spliced from 22 exons.